CAUGUGCUAGCAUUUUGUCAAUAUCUCAAUACAUAUUACAUUCUCCAAAGUCCUUAAAAAAAUGUCAAACAAAUGAACAAUAGUAGACAUUGGACCCAUCAAUACCUCUCUUUACUUUACACUCCCUCCUAAAACAAAUUUCAACAUAUUUAUCUACCUCUCCUACUACUUCUAGCACUACUAUAACCAAACCAAACACUUACUGCCAAGCUCACUCAUUUCACUCACUACCCUCCAAUGGCUACCUUCUUCUGCAACUUCAUCACCAUUUUCUCUCUCCUCUUCACCAUCAUUAACUCCUCUUCAACAUCCUCUGAAUCUGACAUUCUUCUCUCUUUCAAAUCCACCAUUAAAGACCCUUCCAAUUUCCUUGCUUCUUGGUCCAAUACUUCACUUUCUCAUUACUGCAACUGGACUGGCAUCAUUUGCUCCAAUAAUAGUCCCUCUGUCACUUCAAUCAAUCUUCAAAGUUUCAAUCUUUCUGGUGAACUUUCCCCUGUAAUCUGUCAACUUCCUAGUCUUUCUUCCUUUAAUCUUGCUGAUAAUCUCUUUAAUCAACCAAUCCCACUUCACUUUUCUGACUGUGAUUCUUUGGUAAGCCUUAAUCUUAGCAGUAAUCUCAUUUGGGGUACUAUCCCAGAACAGAUUUCCCAGUUCUCUUCUUUGGAAGAGAUUGAUUUUAGCAAGAAUCAUAUUGAGGGUAAAAUCCCAGAAAAUAUUGGGUUGUUAAAAAAGUUGCAAGUUCUUAACUUUGGUAACAAUUUACUCUCUGGUAAUCUUCCUGGUGUUUUUGGGAACUUCAGUAAUCUUGUUGUUCUUGAUUUGUCUGAGAAUCCCUUUUUAGUGAGUAAGAUUCCUAGUGAAAUUGGUGAUCUGAAAAGGCUUGAGCAGAUUCUUCUGCAAAAUUCUGGGUUUUUUGGUGACUUUCCUGAAACCUUUUUAGGAUUAAGUAGCUUAAAAGUGCUUGAUCUUUCUCAAAAUAAUCUAACAGGUGAGCUUCCCAAGAAACUUGGUGCUUCAUUUGUAAAUUUGGUGUCUUUUGAUGUUUCAGUAAACAAGCUUAGUGGGCCAUUUCCAAAUGGGAUAUGUAGUGGAAAAACCCUAACAAGCCUUAGUCUUCACACUAAUCACUUUACUGGGUUAUUGCCUGAAAGUGUCAACCAAUGCAUUAAUCUUGAAAGAUUUCAAGUGCAGAAUAAUGGGUUUUCUGGGAAUUUCCCAAAUGGGUUAUGGUCAUUGCCUAAGAUUAUGCUAAUUAGAGGUGAAAAUAAUAGAUUUUCUGGUGAAAUUCCUGAGAUUAUAUCAACUGCUAUCAAAUUAGAGCAAGUUCAGAUUGAUAAUAACAGUUUUACUGGUAGUAUUCCUAAAGGUCUUGGGUCAGUAAAGAGUUUGUACAGAUUUUCUGCUUCAAAUAACCAUUUAUUUGGUGGACUUCCUCAUAAUUUUUGUGAUUCUCCUGUUAUGAGUAUUAUAAAUCUUUCUCAGAAUUUGCUUUCUGGUAAAAUUCCUGAGGUGAAGAAGUGUAGGAAGCUUGUAUCAUUGUCUCUUGCUGAUAACAGUUUCGUUGGCGAAAUCCCACAUUCACUUGGGCAAUUACCUGUGUUAACUUACCUUGAUCUUUCUGGUAAUAAUCUCACUGGUUCAAUCCCAGAAGAGCUUCAGAACUUGAAGCUGGCAUUGUUCAAUGUUUCCUAUAAUCGAUUGUCGGGGAGGGUACCUUUCUUGUUAGUAACAGGCCUCCCUGCAUCAUAUUUGCAAGGAAAUCCUGGUCUUUGUGGUCCGGGGUUGCCUAAAUCUUGUUCAGAUGAAGGGGAAAAGCACCGAAAUGCCGGUCUUACUAGAAUGGGUUAUGCUCUUGUAUCUGUAGCUCUAGCAAGUGCUGUGAUCAUGGCUGUUUUCGCGCUUUUCUUGAUUCAUCGUCGUGCUAAAAACAAAUCUGAAAUGGGUGUUUGGCAUUCGGUUUUCUUCUAUCCUUUGAGGAUUUCUGAACAGGAUUUGGUUAUGUCAAUCAAUGAGAAAACUGCAGUAGGCAGUGGUGGAACUUUUGGGACAGUUCAUAUCAUAAGCUUACCAAGUAGUGAGCUUAUUGCUGUGAAAAAGCUGGUAAAUUCUGGUAGCCAAUCAACAAAAUCUUUGAAAGGCGAAAUCAAAACAUUAGCAAAAAUCAGGCAUAAGAACAUUGUGAAAAUCCUUGGCUUCUGUUGCACAGAAGAUUCAAUCUUUCUCAUUUAUGAGUACUUGUCAAAGGGAAGCUUAGGCGAUAUACUUGGCAGGCCGAACUUACAGAUGCAGUGGAAUGUUAGGUUGAGAAUUGCAAUUGGGGUUGCUCAAGGAUUAGCAUAUCUUCACAAUGAUUACUCUCCUCAUCUACUGCACAGAGAUGUGAAAUCAGCCAAUAUUCUUUUGGAUGCUGAUUUCGAGCCCAAGAUUACAGAUUUCGCUCUUGACAGGAUCGUGGGUGAUUCUUUAUUCCAGUCUACUUUGUCCUUUGAAUCUCCAUUUUCAUGUCAUGUAGCACCAGAAUGUAAAUACAACAAGAAAGCGACUGAACAAAUGGAUGUGUACAAUUUCGGCGUGGUGCUGUUAGAACUAGUGACUGGAAGGCAAGCAGCAGGAUUAAUAGAUUCAGAAGAAUCAUCACUUGAUAUAGUGAAGUGGGUUCGAAGGAAGAUCAACAUUGCUAAUGGGUCUGAUCAUGUUCUUGACCCUAGAAUAUCAGUUACCUCCAAAGAAGAGAUGCUUGGUGCUCUAGACCUUGGUAUCCAAUGCACUAGUGUAAUGCCUGAAAAAAGGCCCUCAAUGACUGAGGUUGUAAGGGCCCUUCAAACUCUUGGCUCCAAAUCUAGCUCUCGACGUCUACCAUUUACCUCAUCCUCCUCUACUGACGGGUCACUUCCAGUUUGAGAAAUUAACAGCAGCUAUGACAAAGUGUCAAAUUUUAAGUAAUGUUAUGUAAAUCGAGCUCGAUUUACUUGCUGCUUUCUUUAGUACUUCUUGCUAAGCUCCUCACUUUUCUGAUUUUGGAGGGGUGCUCUGUAUGAGCUUGUACCUAUAGUAGUAUAUACUGGUUUGCGAUUUUUUGAUGGGUUUGAAUACAAGUUACAGUUAUACCUA
Chenopodium quinoa (quinoa) is the source of this 3114-nucleotide messenger RNA. RefSeq names its product probably inactive leucine-rich repeat receptor-like protein kinase At5g06940. Gene Ontology annotation, molecular function: ATP binding; protein binding; protein kinase activity. Gene Ontology annotation, cellular component: plasma membrane. The transcript has 2 exons. NCBI's taxonomy places the organism in Eukaryota, Viridiplantae, Streptophyta, Magnoliopsida, Caryophyllales, Amaranthaceae. The record is from RefSeq and is a predicted model, not a curated record. Gene Ontology annotation, biological process: protein phosphorylation. The coding region runs from base 238 to 2904 and encodes 888 amino acids.